This is a messenger RNA of Capra hircus (goat), 3504 nucleotides long. RefSeq names its product spermatogenesis-associated protein 31A3. The record is from RefSeq and is a predicted model, not a curated record. The transcript is spliced from 6 exons. The coding region runs from base 1 to 3504 and encodes 1167 amino acids. Lineage: Eukaryota; Metazoa; Chordata; Mammalia; Artiodactyla; Bovidae.
AUGGAAACCGACUUCACCAUGAGUGCACUGAAAAUUCACCAUGGGCUCGGAGAAGCCGGCCGGGCUGAGUUCGCACCAGCGUUGCAGGUGGGGCCAGCCCAGGAACGUGCCGGCCCACUCUCAGGCCUCCGCACAAGCCAGUCGCUUCCAGAGGAUGUUUACUGUGGCGCAGCGAGCGACUGGUCCCGUAACCCGGCGUUCAGAGGUCAGACUACAGCGAUCCACCGGGACUUUGUGCCGGCUGUCGCCCAGAGACUGACCCGCCUAGUACCCGCUGUGGUCUCAGCUUCGCCCCUGGAUUUCCCCAAAAUAGCCCUUCCCCCUACACCACCUCAAGGAGGCCAAAGCUCGAGGCGGUGCCGACCCAACCUCGUUAACUCCCGGCGGAUAGAAGCUGUUGUUUCCUGGAGGUCGCGCCUACUCCCUCCCUCGAGUCCCUGGAUAUCGCCUCCUCCAGUCUUUGGCCCGAACCCGCCUCAGCCCGACUGGGUCCCUGACCUGCGGCUUCCAAAGCUGCGCAGGCGCACUGCACGGUCUCACGUUUAUCUCGCCAAAGGUCGCCGAGGCCGGAGCCACCUGGGGAGGCUCCCUGACAAGAGCAGCUUUCAUCAGUUCUCCCGUCAAGAUCUCCUUGAUGAGGUGUGCAAAGCAGUGCCUGCUGGAGCCCACCAGCCAUGUGGGAAGACACCUGUGGAAGACACCGCUCCUGCCAUGCCCCUAUUGGCUCCUCUGACCAAGCAUUGUCUACCUCUGGCCUCCAUCAUUUCACCAGGCCCGACAACUUCCUCAGUUUCUGUUCAUUCACACACAUCCCUGAGUGCCUCUCAGCCACUAGAGCCUUUUAUUUCCCCAGACAUCCUUUCAUCCUCCACAGUUGCUCUUUCCUCACCCCCACUGUAUCUGCCUGAUUCAGAGGCCUGUCCUCUGACAGCCUCCUCUGCCCCACCACUGCUAGACUCCGUUUUGACUCUUACUCAGAGUGACUCCUCGAUGGCACUACCACUGGGACCUGCCCCACAAAGCUUGUUUCCACAUCCUCCUUGGUCAGCUUCUCUUAUCCCAGCUAUCUCAGGCCUUGGUCAUUCACAUUGUCCCGUUUCAGCCCUGUCCUGGUGGCAGGCAGCUGCAAAAGCCUUGUAUCUCUCAACCUCAUCAGAGUACAAGUCCCAGAAAAAGCACCUUUCCCACAACCCAGCAGGGGCCUCAUUAUGGAUCAGCCCCACAGACAGACAAGUAGAGGCUAGUAGCCCUUUUUUGCUCAACUCUCAUGAACAGAAGCUCCUAGAUAUACAAGUGACAAAGAGAGGUGAGAUCAAGAUUUGGAAAGAAAAAGAAAAAGAUGAAUCACAUCUAAAACAAAUGAGCCCAGACUGUCACCUGAAUUCUUUGGGGAAUAUGUUGGAGUCUCUGCAUGCUGAACAGAACACCACAACCCCCCAGGCUUUCUGGAGCACAAAAGACAAACCAGGGCAGCUGCCUGGUCCUCAGCAGUUCUCAUAUCCCAAGGUCCUGGGGAACAAUCUACAGCAGAAAUGUAACCAGCUUUUCUGGGGUCUUCCUUCUCUGCACAGUGAAUCCUUGGUGGCUGCUGUUUCGAUCCCUGAGACCUCUUCUGUACCACAGUCUCCUUUCUUAUUCAACAGAAUUUCUCAUGCCUGCCCAGUUCAAAUGCAAGCUAAAAUAUCUCCACUGCUUUUCCAGUUCCAGCCCUUCUCCCAUCUAGAGUUCCAGUCUCAACCCUUUAUUCCAACAAUACCUCAAUUCCAGCCCCCUCCUCUGGCUCAGAUCCAAACCCAAGCACAUCUAAAAUCCUCUCUCCCAAUCCUACCAUCUUCUUCUUCAGCUCAGAUUAGGACCUUUGGACUGUCUUGCCCUACAGCCCAGAAUAAGCCACAGUCUCUUACCCCAACUGAGAUUCAACAUUCAGAAUGGUCCUUGUUGCAGAAGCAACUAGAAAAUGGGAGGACUUUAUCUUCUGUAGUCAAACAAUCUGAGGAAGUCUUUAAUGUCUUCCCUUCCAACCUUCCUGAAGACAGCUGGGUGGUCUCCAUCCUUCCUGAGAAUUUUCCAAUCAGUCUAGAGCUCAGGAAGCAGCUGGAACAACAUCUCCAAAAUUGGCUCAUCCAACAUCAGUGGGAGCUGCCCCAAAGGAUCCAAGAGUCUUCAGAGAUAAGGCAGCUUCAGGGAGAAUUACCAAGCACAUGCCAAGCAAAGGGCAAGGAUAGACCCCCACAACCAUCUUUGUUUACAGGUAAAAGCAGCAAGGAUGCACAGAAGGUGAGGUUCCAGCUAAGCCAGGGUGUGGGCAAGGGCCUAGGGCAUAUUCUGGGGAAGGUUCCAAAAGAUCUGUCUAGGAACUCAGAAAGCUCUGUAGUGAAGUUUCAGGAGGUGAACUCUGAGGAGUCAGAAAAUGACCUAAGGCUCUUGAGGAGUGACUCAGGAAUUGAUUUACUAAGGAGCUUAGAUAAGAACCUAGACAACAUUCUGAAAGGCCAUUUGGGCAGGAAGUUGGGGCGGAACAGCAAGGGUUUGGUUCCUGUGAAUGUACAUCAGUCUAGCCUUGAUGUCAAGCAUCCUUCUUCCAAGUCUGAUACUCUGGAGGAGACCAGCAAUCUAGGCAUCCUGAAGGGUUGGGAACCCUGUGUGAACACCGGUUAUAGGGUUUCCUUCCUCGAUCCAGAUACUCAAGAGGAACUGGAAGAACAUAUUACAAGAUUUAGGGUAAAGCAUAGGUGGGGCCUACCUCUCAAGGUCCUCAAGCCCAUAAAUCUCUUUAAAUUGAAAAAGCCUCAACCCUCCACCAUGCAGUUUGUCUCUGCGCCCUCAGCCACCUAUGUGCCUGAGUCCCACUCAACAGUAAAAUUUGCUGAGUUCCUCGGAAAACCUCCUCAGGCCCAUUCAAGAGAGGUGAUAAAAGAAGAAAAAGUUAAAGGUGGUGAUGCCCUGCAAAACUGCAAGCCCAAAUCGGCCACUGCCCAGAGCGAAGGACCAGUCGAAAGCAGAUCAAUCCUGAACAGUGAGAAUGCUGAGGCUCAGGCACUUAUGACAGCUGUUGGACAGAUCCUAGAAGAAAAAAUGACAACUCACCAUGGACUUCAUGCCACAAAGUUAAAAGAACCCAAACAGGAACUCCAAGCCCCGUUGUACCUGUGCACAAGAACCGCUAGGUACCUUUUCAUGGUCAAGAUUCCAGCCCUCCCCCUGCUGCCUAUGCUCCCCUGGUUCACCACGCCCCCCACGUUUCCUUCACUCCACGUCCCCACGUCCAUGCCCUCCGUGCCCUGCGUCCGCACGUCCACGCAGGCCAGCUCAGUUGUCCACCGCCUCUUUCGCAACCAACUUGGUGACGAAUUUGGUGAUGAAUUUGGAAGCGGUCCGAGAAGGAGGGAGCACGGGGGACAUUGGCCAAAAGACUUGGCCCCUCACGGGGAUCAAGAGGCCCAGCCUGAGCCUCGGGUCCUUCUGCUCCAGAGCCGCCCCCCAGGUCCCCACCGGACACCCUGA